Messenger RNA from Dermatophagoides pteronyssinus (European house dust mite), 443 nucleotides. RefSeq names its product DNA-binding protein inhibitor ID-1-like. NCBI's taxonomy places the organism in Eukaryota, Metazoa, Arthropoda, Arachnida, Sarcoptiformes, Pyroglyphidae. Gene Ontology annotation, cellular component: cytoplasm; nucleus. The record is from RefSeq and is a predicted model, not a curated record. Gene Ontology annotation, molecular function: transcription regulator activity; protein dimerization activity. Gene Ontology annotation, biological process: cell differentiation; circadian regulation of gene expression; negative regulation of transcription by RNA polymerase II.
UCUUUUUUUUUUGCUCAUUGUUUUGAUCUGUGUGUGUGUGUUUGUGUUUACCUUUUUGAAAAUUAAAAACUUGAAAAAAAAUUUUUGACUUUGUGUCGAUUUUUUUUGGAAGUCACGAUGAUUAUGGAAACAUCACAAGCGACAAUGACCCAAACAUCGGUCAAUCAAACAAACGAAAUAUCUCGUAUGUUAAAUAAACUGCGGACAUUGAUUCCGGGAAUUCCACCCGAACAAAAAAUGUCAAAAUUGGAAAUAAUGCAGCACGUUAUUGAUUAUAUUAACGAUCUCGAAAAUGUUCUCGAUCAACAAGGUCAAUCGAAUGGACCGGAUGGUCAAGAAGAAACGAAUAAAUCUAAAGAAGCAUUACGUCAAUUAAGGCAAUUGGUCAAUUGAAUAAUGGCUACCGAAUAUAUUUAUUCUGUCAUCAUUAUUAUCAUCAUCAU